Nilaparvata lugens (brown planthopper) is the source of this 4836-nucleotide messenger RNA. RefSeq names its product microprocessor complex subunit DGCR8-like. The record is from RefSeq and is a predicted model, not a curated record. Gene Ontology annotation, molecular function: identical protein binding; primary miRNA binding; heme binding. Gene Ontology annotation, biological process: primary miRNA processing. The coding region runs from base 190 to 1176 and encodes 328 amino acids. The transcript has a single exon. NCBI's taxonomy places the organism in Eukaryota, Metazoa, Arthropoda, Insecta, Hemiptera, Delphacidae. Gene Ontology annotation, cellular component: microprocessor complex.
AAGCUUUUCCGUUUCAAGUCAAUCAACUCAGUCAGGUACAAGUGCUGGGGAACACGCAAACUGAUUGCUAGUCAUAAGGAAGCUGAACGAUUGCAGCGGCCCACUCUUCCCAAUGGCACAAAACUGCUCAGGUUUGAGAUACGCAAUGCGGAUGGCACUCCUACUAAUCGGCCACAAAAAGAGUGGAUCAUGAAUCCGGCUGGUAAAAGCUACGUCUGUAUUUUGCACGAAUAUGUUCAACACGCUCUUAAGAGUCAACCCUCCUAUGAAUUCAAAGAAUUACAAAAUCCCUCUACACCAUACAGUGCUGAAAUAUCAAUUGAUGGCAUAUCGUAUGGAAAGGCGUUUGGGACCAGCAAGAAGCAAGCAAAGCUGCUUGCUGCCAAGGCAGCACUUGAAAUACUCAUUCCAGAUAUGAAAUCGAAGAUUGAUCCAGAUGGUAAGGCUACUAAAGCGCAAGGAACCGAUGCUCAUCUUUCAAUAUUUGAUUUGAUUCGCAUAGAAGAUCCACGUGUUAUUGAGUUCAGUAAUAAGACAACUGAACCAUCUCCCUACAAAAUGCUGCUAACGUGUCUCCAGCGGAACCACUCAUUGCCAACAGUCAACUCCAAUUACGUUGUUAGCAAAAAGGAAAAAAAGCGGAAUGAGUUUACAAUAACCGUGGGCGGCCACUCGGCAACUGUGGUUUGCAAGAACAAACGCGAUGGGAAGCAGCGUGCUUCGCAGGCUAUUCUACAGGCUCUGCAUCCUCAUGUCACCACUUGGGGCUCCCUACUGCGACUCUACGGCAACCGAUCAGUUAGAAACAUCAAAGAAAAGAAGCAGCAAGAGAAGGAGAUCACUCUUCUUCAAAGUAAGGCUUCACUCAAUAAACCGAACUUUGCCAUUCUCGCCAAGCUCCGAGAAGAAAUGCAAAAGCUGCAUGAUAAGAAGAACCUACUCCAACCUAUUGGAAAAUUUGUGCCUCCUGAUGGUGUCAGCGUUUCAUGCUUUUCAUCGUCUGAUCUUGAUAAGCUCGACCUUGGCUCCAGUUCCACAUCACCACCAGCAUCCAGCAUUGCACCAGCUCCCAUCACUACACCAGCUCUCAUCAGUAUACCAGCUCUCAGCAGUACACCAGCAAGCUCGGACUCACUACCUCUGUUUGUCAAGGUACAGUCGCCCACAACCGAUUGAAGUGGUGAGUAAACCAAUUUAACAGCUUUCAAUUACCUAUAUGGUAAGAACUGGUUGAAUAGGAUAUGGAUGCGUAUUUUUAUAGCUUGAUAAAAUUUAUUCAACGUAUAUUAAUUUUUUUCAUUCUCCUUAAUUAAGAAGUGAAGACUUGAUUAUACUUCAUAUAAAAUAGUGAUUACAGUAUUAUUCCAUACUCGACGAGUAUAUUUGAAAUAAGAUUGUUCGUAUUUAGCCUAUAACUCAAUGAUAGGCAAUGGAAUAUGUGAAUUAUAGUGUUAUGCUGUUCUAUCUUCCAAAAACGUGUUCUAGAAUGAUAUCUCACAUGCGUCUAGACUAGAAUGAGCAGCUCAUCUACGAAAAAUAAUUAUUUUUCUAAAGGACUUUCAACGGAGGUUGGUUACAAUAAAUAAAUAUCAAAAGUUGUUGAUACCAUUACUCACGCAAAUCAAGUAAUCAUUAAACUAAUUUUCAGUAGAGAUGUUCAUUAGCCUCCUAUUCUUUAAAGCUUCCUUUGAUUAAUUUCUGAUAAUGAAAACUAUUGAAUAGAUUUAAAUCUGAAAGUAAAAUUCCAAAUUGUUUUAUUCAUUAGAUGAAUGGAUUAUUUUUUGAGCUAUGUGAGCUGUUAUUCCAAGUGCAUUACAUUAGGUCUUCAAUGAUUAAACAUACUGUUCAUAAUUGUCACACAUUAAAAAAGCUUUUUGAAAAAUUUGAAUUGCUAAAUGUGUAGGCCUACUGCUAUUUUAUAGUGUCUUCGUUAUCAUAUUAUGCAUUUAGUCCUAUUUAAGAGUAGGCUAUUAAUUUACAAUAAUAUAACGUUAUUCGGAAAAUGAGACCCAUACUUGAUGGGACCUAAUAUUUUCUCAUUAUUCAAUUAUAAAAUUAUUUGUUAUAAAUUAUUAUUUUAAAAUAAAAAUUGAACCAAAACAUUCAAGCUUUUUGAAUCUGGUUAGCCUGCUACAUCUAUAUAUAAUAAGAUAAAAAUUGGUUUAUACAUGUGCAGGAUAGGAAAUACACAAAUGACGCAUCAUCACGUCUGAACUACUGAACUGAUUUACUUGAACUUUUGCGUAAAGUUUCUUAAUUUAUCGAGUACUAUUAUAGGUUUAUUUCCAUUUUACUUAAUUAAGUAUGGUUAUAAUGAUUGGAGCAAAUUUAUUCAAUUUGUGAUACAAAGUUUACGUAAGACAAAAGCUUAAUCAAAUCUCUAUUGUAAAUUAGUACAGUUCUGAAUACUUACAAUAUCAGCAUGAAAUUAUAAAAAUAAAUUCAAACUAUUUGUGCUUUAAACAACCCUUGCGGAGCAGGGUUACCUGCUACUUACAUAAUAUUUCUGAUGUUAUAAUGCACAAGAAAUAAACUAUUCACUAGAUUUUUUCUCAAUAGAAUGUUCUGUUGUGCCUGAAACUCAUAUAGACCUACAUAGAAAUCUGUGUUCUAUGUCCUAGUAUUUACAAAAAAGUAAGAAAUGCAUGUCGUCAUAAUUCAUGCAUUAAUUUUCUUAAAUGUUGUUAUAAAUACUAUUUGAAACAAUUAAAAUAAUUUAAUAAAAUUAAUCAUCCUGAUUCGUUCAUAACAGUUGAAAUUAGAAUAGCAGCAUAUUAUCUCCCUAUUGUAUUAUAUAAAUGUAUUAACUGUAGUUGAAACGUACAAAUAUUGGAUCCCAACCUGAAUAAUAAUCAGAUUUCGCGACUGUUUUACUCCCUGGACCAUUUUUCGUCGUUGUUCGUUCUCUUAACAUUCAAAUUCAUUAUUUAUUCAUCUUACAUCAUGGGAGGAAAAAAUUAGCUGUUUCAAUCCAGCAUUUGUAUGUUUCAUACAGCAUUUGUAUGUUAAUGUAUGUUUCACAGAGGCUACAUUCAAUAGACAUAGCUUUUUAAAUUUGCUAAGCGUUUUAUAAACUCAACUGGUAACUGCUGAGGAAUAAUAAAUAUGAGUUUCAGCUCUCUAAUGUAUGAAGUAUGAUCGACAUCCAUUGUGGCUGUCCGAGUCCGGCCCCCAGCCAGACUCAAUGUCUUCAAUUUGUUUCAAACCAUAAGAGACCAUGACAAUAGUAUCUCAUAAUAUCCAUAACAGACUCUAUAGUGUGAUCCGUAGGCCAAGGGUGACCGAACUAUGGUUUGCAACUAUAUUGUGGUUUGAAGUUACGUUGGGUCUUUUAUGCAUUUGCAUUUGUUAACUGUAUUGUGGGUCGCUCCAGCUGUAAAGUGUGCAAAAUCCAUCCUUGCUGCACUCUGCUUGGUCGGAUAGACUUGAGAGCGAUGGUAGUACUGAAAUCAACCUUCAUCAUUUUAUAAGAGAGUUAGACUUGCGGGUUAAAAAACUUAAUCGCUGUGGAAAUUUAUAAAGAACGAUUUUUUGCGGUGCAAACGAACCGCCAAAUUCAUUGUAUUAGUGGGGCCUUAGUUUUGUAAAAUAAUAUUUUUUUCAUCUUAAACAGCUCAGUGCUGCUCUGUAUUACGCGCCAAAAUAGUCUGCUAGAAUAAUAAUAAGAUUGUUGGUCAAAUUCCAGAUGGCUUUCAUUCAUCUACUUCUCAUCCAUUGUUUGCCACUAAAUAAUUGGUUGGUUAAAAUAUUUAAAAUUAUUUUCAUAAAUCUUCGCAGCUUUCUUUGAAUGAGUGCUAUAAAAUGCUAUGAGCAUAAUAAUUAUAAUACUGAACACAUGUGACUUCUCAAUAUUGUAAAUAUGAUACGUGUAAUGAAAUUGACAAGAAUUACAUGAAAUUCAUCAGAAAUAAACAUGAAAUUAGAAAUUAUUGGUGGUGAGGCUUUAUUGAAGUCUGUAAACAGAGCAAGAACAUAAGACAUCAAUUCUAGAUAAAUGUUAGUAAACUUACUACCUCUAGUGUGAAGCAUUUCCUCUGUUGUUUUGGAAGGAUCAUUGAAAACAGUUUGCCUCAUGUAUGCUUCUAAGGCUGGGUAGAGGUUCUUCUGGGAACUCUAACACAUGCCUAUAAUGUCAGCCAUCUCGUUAUUGAUACAACAAGGAUUUUAUGGAUUUCUACUGCGAAAAAUUUUUUUGAAGUUCUAGAAAAUGUGACUUAAAUAAUAAAAAAGUAUUUUAUGUUUAUUCAUUUAUUUAUUCAAACAUUCCAAUGUGGGAGCAUGCAAAGAAACCCCAAAAAAUUGCUCUCUAAUCAGUUACAAUAAUUUCACAAAAUAAGAAUAAUUUAAAAAGGUAUCAAGAUGAAGAGAAAAAAUUGAAUUGAAACUAAAACAUAGACUAAUCUUAUUUAAACAAAAUAAAAUAAAUAAAUUAAUUAUAAUUGAAUAAAUAAUUAAAAUAAUUUGUUAAAUUCAAUUAAUUCAAGAAUUUGGUUUACAAACAUUGUUCAAAUUAAUUACUUCUUGUUAGAUACAGAUAAGUAGGCUAUCAUUGUCUUUUUACUUUUUGAAGGGCAUGAAAAUUCUGUUGUAUUUUUCCGCAAAAAUUAAUAAAUCAACUUUUCACAAAAGCCACUUCAUUUUAUUGAACCGAAAACAUGAGUGAGAAAAAAUAACAAACUUGAAUAUUACAACAGCUGACCAUUGAAAUUCUAAUUAAUUGAUCACUGAAUAUGCUAGUGGGGCGCAGUACAAAAUUAUUCAAUUACAUUAGAAAAAUUGAUUUAUAAAAAAUGAAUAAGGCCCGCCGCAAAAUAGACCCACGUUAAUCCACAAAAA